GUCACAUCGCAUGGCGUAGCCAAGGGAGGAUGACCAGGCCCGCCUGGCAAGGUUCGCAAUGGGCGUCUGUAAGAGAGAGGGAGCGGGGGUUUCGCCCCUAGUGCGCCUCUACACAAUGAGCAUAUAAUAAUGAGCGUAGCCCGGAAUUUUACGUGCUCGGAAUGUUGAAUCGCAAGCUUCUCACACUCGUCUCAUAUAUGCCAGUCGAGAGAAAUCAUGAUUUCCUACCAUCUCAACUCCGAUAUGGCACCCCUUUACCUGGGCAGCACAUCGAGCAUGCUGCUGCUAGGAAUCUCGCUUGUGGCCGUGUACAUCGCGGGCGUCAGUUUCUACAGGAUCUUCCUGCACCCCCUUCGCGCGUACCCCGGGCCUGUCUUGUGGCGUAUUACCAGUAUCCCGCGAUCAUAUUACCUUAUGACCGGGGAACUCGCCUUCAUAGUAGCCGAGUUUCACGCCAAGUAUGGGACUGCCGUUCGGAUAGCGCCAGACGAGCUUAUAUACAACGACCCGCAAGCAUGGAAGGACAUCUACAGUCACCGCACCGCCGGUGCCGCCGAGUUUUCUAAACAUGAGAGAGGGUACAAUCUGUCGUCCCACAUACCUACCUCCAUCAUCAACAGCGACCGGGAGGAGCACUCGCUGCUGCGGAGGCAGCUGUCGCACGGGUUCUCGGAUAAGUCGAUGCGAGAACAGGAGCCGAUUAUCGGGGCCUACGUAGACCUGCUAAUCCAGCGAUUGUACGAGAACUCGAAAGGCGGUACGGCACCACUCAACAUGCGGGAGUGGUACAACUGGACGACGUUCGACGUUAUCGGAGACCUCGGUUUCGGCUCGUCGUUCGACCUGCUUCGCGAAUCGGCCUACCACCCCUGGAUCCUGCUCAUCACCAGCACGAUCCGCGAGAACGCCAUCUUCCAGGCGCUCAAUCACCUCGGCUUGCAGCCCAUCCUCGGCCUGCUGCACAGCUGGGGCCUCAUGCCUAAGAACGACGAGCACAUGGCGCUCGUCCGCGCGAAGCUCAAGCAGCGCAUGGAGCUUGGCGUCGAGAGGCCCGAUAUCAUCGAGGGCCUGAUUCGGAAGCAGAACGACUUACACAUCGGAUUCGAAAAGUUGAGCGUCAACGCGAGCUUGAUCCUUCUCGCCGGCUCGGAAACCACUGCGACGCUGCUUUGCGGCGCUACGUUCCUGUUGCUUACUAACCCGGACAAGCUGGCGAAGCUGACCGAGGAGGUCCGCUCAGCUUUUAACAGCGACGACGAAAUCACUCUAACCUCGGUUGGCAAGUUGACAUAUAUGCUUGCAGUCCUCAACGAGUCGCUUCGGCGAUACCCUCCAGCGGCCGCCGAACUACCGCGGAAGGCCCCCAAAGGCGGCGCCACCGUUAUCGGCAAGUUCGUACCGGAGGACACGGCGGUGGCGGUGUGGCAGUGGCCCAUUAACCACAACCCGAACUGGUGGAAAGACCCAAUGACGUUCGCUCCGGAGCGCUGGCUCGACGACCCGCGGUACAAAGGCGACCGCCUCGACGCGAUGCAACCGUUCAGCGUCGGGCCGCGGAACUGCAUCGGGAGGAACCUCGCGUACGCGGAGAUGCGCCUCAUCCUAGCGCGCAUCGUCUUCAACUUCGACAUGAGACUCGCCGACGACAGCCGCCGCUGGUUCGACGGCCAGCGGGUGUACAUCGUGUGGGAGAAGCCGAUGCUAAACGUCUACAUGACGCCGGCGGCUGGGAGGGAGAAGGCGAAGGCGGGCUAGCGGCGGCUCGGCGGCAGGCGACGGUCGCGCAUUGCGGCGGGUCACCCCCCCAGUUAGGCUGGGAACGCGGCACGAGUAGGAGAGGGCGGGGACGGCUUGGGGUGGCUGGGGAAUGGUCGAGGGACCAGACCCGGAAUUGCUGGCUCUUCUCGCUCUCUUUCUUCCCGCCCUCUCGACUGUCCUCUUUAUUUUUUCUUCUUUUCGUUAGGUAGCCCUCGCCUCUAGCGUGCCUGUCCUUUCAGCAGAUUGCAGGACGUACGGGCACUGGGAU
This is a messenger RNA of Durotheca rogersii, 2026 nucleotides long. RefSeq names its product cytochrome P450. The transcript is spliced from 7 exons. The record is from RefSeq and is a predicted model, not a curated record. The coding region runs from base 217 to 1755 and encodes 512 amino acids. Lineage: Eukaryota; Fungi; Ascomycota; Sordariomycetes; Xylariales; Xylariaceae. Gene Ontology annotation, molecular function: monooxygenase activity; iron ion binding; heme binding.